Molecule: messenger RNA, 2395 nt
Organism: Condylostylus longicornis
Lineage: Eukaryota; Metazoa; Arthropoda; Insecta; Diptera; Dolichopodidae
Gene: Irk3
Product: ATP-sensitive inward rectifier potassium channel 1
Exons: 6
Coding region: 490-2262 (590 amino acids)
Biological process (GO): potassium ion import across plasma membrane; regulation of monoatomic ion transmembrane transport
Cellular component (GO): plasma membrane
Molecular function (GO): inward rectifier potassium channel activity
Source: RefSeq, a predicted model, not a curated record
CACAACAUCAACGCUUGCAAAGCUCUUGUAUUAUUUAUAAGAAAAAGAACCUAUAUUUUUUUUCUCUUCGAAUACUUACAUGUACUUAAAUUUCGAAUUGAGCACAAUAAACAAGCGAUUAUUUGUUUUUCAUUAAAAUGAAAUUCAGUUUUGAAUAAAUAUAUUGUAUAACACAUAAAAUAAAACUGAAACUGAGCAAUUAUCAUCAGCUAUGUUUAAUAUUAUACAAUCUUUAUUGUACUACCGUUUCUCAUAAAACGAAAAUAAUGUACAUAUAUUUUGUGAUAAGAAAAGUAUUUAUAUAAUUAAAAAUUUUUAUUUAAAUAUAUGAACUAAAAAAAUUACAUUUUAUUUGUAAUUUCAAAAAAAAAAUUAAUUUCAAAAAAAUUUAAAGUAUUAAUUAAAGUAUUUAAAAACAAAAAAAGAAAAAAAUUAAUUUAUUUUUGUAAUAUUUAUAUUAUAUAACAAAUAAUUUGCAAAGAAAAAAAAAUGUAUAAUUCAACAAAAAUAUCCCGAUCAAUAUCACUUCCUGUUAAACCACAGCAUAUUGAACCAAAAUCCUUAAAAAGAAGCAAUGAAAAAGAAAAAGUUUAUUCAGAAAAUUCUAUGCAAUAUUUUGUAUACGAAGAAGAUGAAUUUAAUGAUGAUGAAAAUUAUGAUAUUUCUGUUGAUAAUGAUGAUAAAAUAUCUUUAAAUAUUAAUACAGAAAAUGUUAAUUUAAAACGUAACCCAAAUCAAGAAAUUAAUACAGAAAAAAUACAAUAUAUUAAUAAAAAUUAUCAGAGAAGACGACGUCAUUCAAGUGAUGGUGGUAAAAAUGAUACUUUAAUAAAUAAAAAAUCUGAUAUUACACCAACAAAUUAUGAUGAUACAGAUUCAGAUAUCGAUAUAAAUUUCAUUGAUGACAGUGAAGAAUGUAAUACAGUAGGAAAUGAUCAUAAAAAUUGCCAAAAGAAAUUUAUGAAUAAAAAUCAAUCAACAUCAUCAGGAAUAAAAAAUAAAAUAAUAAAUGAAAAUUAUGCUGUUCCUGGGACCAGUGGAACUGAUCAAUCAAAUAUAAUAAAACAACGAUAUAGAAAAGAUAAACGACGUACAAGUAAUACAAGAAAAGCUUCAUCAGUUGGUUUAGGUGAAAGAAGAGGUAGUCAAGGAUGGUUCGGAAGUACAAUUGAAGUAAAUAAACAAGAAGACACUAAUGACAGUGCCAGUGACGAUGAUGAAUUUGGUGGAAUUGUUGAAGAUCGUUUUAUACGUAAAUCAAUUUCAAGGAAUAUUAAUCGAAGAUUAAUUAGAAAAAAUGGUUAUCAAAAUGUUUCAUUUAAGAAUAUACCAAAACGUUCAUUAAAAUAUUGGAAGGAUUUAAUUACAACUUUAAUUGAAUUAGAAUGGUCAUAUGUUUUAUCUAUUUUUGUUAUAAUAUUUGUUGGAAGUUGGAUAUUAUUUGCUGUUUUAUGGUAUUUAAUUGCUAAAGCACAUGGUGAUUUAGAUUUUGAUCCAUUAACAAAACAACGAAUUGGUGAAGGUAAAAAACCAUGUGUACAUGGAGCAUAUGAUAUGACUGCAAUGUUUAUUCAUUCAUUGGAAUUACAAACAACAAUUGGUUUUGGUGAAAAAUAUCCAACCGAAGAAUGUCCAGAAGGUGUUUUCCUUUUUGUAUUUCAAAUUAUAUCAUCAAUUGCAUUCGAAGGUGCAAUUGUUGCUGUUGUUUAUGCUAAAAUGGCUAAACCAGUAAAAUUAUUAUCAAAAUUUACAUUUAGUAAAACUGCAUGUAUUCAUUUAAGAGAUGGAAAAUUUUGUUUCAUAUUUCGGGUUUGUGAUCCUAGAGAACAAAAAUGUAUUGGUACAAAAAUCCGGGCAUAUUUAGUUGCCGAUGCAACAACACCAGAAGGUGAAACAAUGAAAGUUAAUACAGAAUUAAAAAUAGAAGGUGAUGGUACAGGUAUUAUAACAUGGCCAGAAACAAUUUGUCAUGUUAUAAAUAAGAAUAGUCCAUUUUAUAAAUUCACCGCAAUUGAUUUUCAUACGAAAAAUUUCGAAGUUUUUAUUUCAUUAGUUGGACAUUCUCCAUUAACUGGACAAUCUACAGAAUCAAGAACAUCUUAUUUACCUCACGAAAUACUAUGGGGUCAAAGAUUUCCUAAUAUAAUUGAUUAUAGUCAAAUGAAGCAAUCUUAUGUUGUGGAUUAUGAUAAUUUUCAUACAACAAUUGCAGCUAAUAUUCCGUUCAAAAGUGCAGCCCAUCUUGAAAAAUUAAAAUUGUAAUUGAGAAAAAUUUAUAUAAUAUUUAUGGAUAAAUAACUUCAUUAAAAUAGAUUUAUCACUUGUUUUUGAUUUAAAAUCGUACGUACAUGUGUAUUUUGUCUUCAUAAAUAAAAAAUUAUUUAAAUUAUCACAA